AUGCUCGCCAUGUUCAUAGCAGCGGGUCAGCCUACCGGCAACGGCUCGACAGCUGCCAAGCCCAAACUGGAGCCGAACGGAGACGACUUUGACGCAGAGAUCACUAGCCAUACUCAAGCUGUGAACGCCAGGACCAUCACCAUCACAAGCAACUCAAGCAGCAACAGCGGCGACGGCAUUUUUAGAUCCAAUCAACGCCACAGCGAGUCAUCCAGCGCCGCGGCUCAACUUCAAUAUUACAAUAACGAGACCGCCCUGCCUCGUCACAUCCGACAGCUCCUCGCAAAGGACUACAAGAUUAGCCAUAAGGAGAAGCCUGGCGAGAACACUUUCCUAUAUAUUGGAUCAGGGUGUUUCGUCUUUGCAGGCUUGCCACUCUACCUCCGGGGCAUCAACCCCUUCCGUCCCAGCUUCGACUCCACCCCGGAUCAGCACCCAGACUUUAAACCAACUGCUCGGGGAAACUGGGCCUACCCGACCAUCACCGAUUACAUCCCCAAGCAGGCACAGGUCGACGCCUUGACUAAGGCGGUAACGGUUUUCAACAACGACAAGUCGGAGGUCUUUAUGUCCGACUGGGACAAAAUAAGAGUCAUUAAGGCUCUUCAUGCGACGCCGACGGCCUCGCAGCGACGCGGGGACCUGUCCUCCUAUGGACAGUGUCGACGAUUCCGCGACGCUGUCAAGGCUGGCCAAAAGCCGGUGUUCCUGGAUGCAAUCACAGGAAGUUCAUCUACAACUUGGCCCCCCCCUGGCCGCAUGGGGAACCGGCACCCACAAGUGGACGGAAGCGGUCCAAUUUUUGAUGUCGCACGCUUCCGAUGA
Messenger RNA from Colletotrichum destructivum, 825 nucleotides. RefSeq lists its product as uncharacterized. Bases 1 to 825 code for a protein of 274 amino acids. NCBI's taxonomy places the organism in Eukaryota, Fungi, Ascomycota, Sordariomycetes, Glomerellales, Glomerellaceae. The transcript has 4 exons. The record is from RefSeq and is a predicted model, not a curated record.